Messenger RNA from Aspergillus sclerotioniger CBS 115572, 2100 nucleotides. RefSeq names its product potassium channel family protein. Gene Ontology annotation, molecular function: potassium ion leak channel activity. The record is from RefSeq and is a predicted model, not a curated record. Lineage: Eukaryota; Fungi; Ascomycota; Eurotiomycetes; Eurotiales; Aspergillaceae. Gene Ontology annotation, cellular component: membrane. Gene Ontology annotation, biological process: potassium ion transmembrane transport; stabilization of membrane potential. Bases 337 to 1839 code for a protein of 500 amino acids. The transcript has a single exon.
UCUAAAGCUAUCAAAAUGCGUCAUCGGUGGUGGCUAGCAUCAACUAGCUUUCCUGUACUGGCGGUAUUUCCCCUUCUCUGCAUCAGCGACCUCACACUAAGAAUCUCAGGGAACAAUCGGCGCCAUGGCAACCAUGUUCAACAUCUGCACCGUAUGUCAAGGGUGGCAGGAAAGCGUACACUCUGACUCCUCGACCAAGAUGCUAGUUCAGCCUGCCUGGUGUGUCCUUGAUCUCCCAUUCAAUGAAUCCAAACAUCCAACUCUCCCAGGACCGUGACUCUCAAAGCCAUGUCGCUGGCAAUAUCCGCGACGGCAGAUCUCACACUCUUGCUAACUAUGAAGCUGAAGUGGAGUGCAGUCAGGGGUUUUACCCUGGCCGCCUGUCUCUGGGCUUCAUCCGCGGCCAUCCUCUUCAGCCUCGUGGGUGUGAUCGCACAACAUCCUCCCCCGACCACACCACCCCAGACAUGGCACUACACGCAAAACUACUACUACGGCAUCUUCGCAGCCUCACUCUACAUUUUCAUCGCGUGCUUACUGCUAAACUACGCAGCCAGCAUCUGCACCGUCCAUCUCACUCUCCAAGACCGCGCAUCCGUAGAAGACACAAGCAUCGUCCUACGAGCACUCACCCUAGCAACCUUCCUCCUCGGGGGAGCAGCCAUAUACGUCUCCAUCGAGGGCUGGUCUCUUCCCGACGCUCUCUACUGGGCCGUAUACACGAUCCUAACAGUGGGGAUCGGAAAUAUCGUCCCCAAAACCCACCUCGGAAGAAGCCUGCUCUUUCCAUAUGCGACAGCUGGCAUCACAUCGCUGGGUCUCUUCGUCAGCUCAAUAGCAUCAUUCUCAACCAGAAUGGGCGAGUUCCAUCUUCGAUUCGAACUCCAACAAGCAGGGAUCAAUCUCCAUACAGCACCCCACCCCCACACCAAAUACGAACCACCCCCCAAGAUAAACAUCUCCAAAGCACGAGCCAUUAAAUCCAACUACCACCGCCGUCGUCGCUGGCUCGUUUUCAUUUUCUCCGCGACAGCUUGGCUCCUCCUCUGGCUCGUCAGUGCCCGGAUCUUCAAAAGUUCCGAGCGCAGUCAGGGCUGGACUUACUUCGACGCCUUGUAUUUCACCUUCGUCUCGCUGACGACAAUCGGAUACGGAGAUCUCUACCCGACGAGUAUUUUCGGGAAGUCGUUUUUCGUCUUCUGGGCUCUGCUUGCGGUCCCGGUUAUGACGGCGCUGGUGGGCGUUAUGGGACAGGUGGGAUUUCGUGCUGUGGUUUAUUUCGUGCAACGGGUGUGGAAGAUGUGGCCUUGGGGACGUUACAAGAGUCAAAUAUGGUCGUUCUUGAGCAAGAGGAGAGUUGAUGUCCCGGUAGGUGUGUCGUUACUGGGAUUAGAUGCUAAUAUCGAAGACGAGAAAAAGCAUCCAGAUGUGUAUGACGGGUCACAACACGAUGACGACUUACAUAACCCAUCAAACUCACAACACGGACAGAUCAAAUCUACGCGGCAUAAUCUCCGACUAGGCGAAGAGAUCAUGGCCCUCGUGGGUAUGCUCCAAGGCGAUGUCGGAAAUGUAGACCUGUAUCAUGAAUGGGUCCGAAUUGCGCCAUUGCUUGAUAAGGAGUACGAACAAGGGUUUAUACUUUCAGCUCGGGGUCAUUAUCGUCCACGGGUUAGUGAGGCUAUUUGUCCUGAUCGGGUAGCAACAGACCGGAACAAGGAAAUAUUGUUGAUGAUGAGGUUGCUUAUUGAGACGCUGUGUUCCCGUAUGAGAGAGGAGGUCCAGGGAGGUGUUAAUAUGGAGGGGGAAAUGGCCACAGUGUGUGGUUGGACUAUCUAGUGACUGGCCGCCUUGCAGAUAAUGGGAUCACGAGCUCGGAUGGCGAUCAUCUGCGAGCACCAGGGAUGAAGUGUCGGGAUCGCUUCAUCCUUGAAGGUAUUUCUCUACCCGAGGGAGUUCUCUUUUGGUCUGUCUGGUUGGGACCCUCUUCAUAACAAACAGACACCAGUCAGUCAGUCCUAACAGGUUCCCACUGUGUAACUAACCAACAUGGCUCGCAGAGCACUCAUUCUAUUUCUUUCACUCCAAACCCAGUUAGUC